This is a messenger RNA of Oryza brachyantha (malo sina), 765 nucleotides long. RefSeq names its product histone H3.3. The record is from RefSeq and is a predicted model, not a curated record. Gene Ontology annotation, molecular function: structural constituent of chromatin; DNA binding; protein heterodimerization activity. The transcript has 2 exons. Gene Ontology annotation, cellular component: nucleosome. NCBI's taxonomy places the organism in Eukaryota, Viridiplantae, Streptophyta, Magnoliopsida, Poales, Poaceae. The coding region runs from base 97 to 507 and encodes 136 amino acids.
GUUCGCCUUUCGACGCCAGUUUGGUCGCUCUCGAUUUCGUCUCUCCCCCAAAUCCAUUCACACGAGAGCUCGAAGUCCUAGCCGUCGAGGAGGGAGAUGGCCCGUACCAAGCAGACCGCCCGCAAGUCAACCGGCGGCAAGGCCCCCAGGAAGCAGCUCGCCACCAAGGCGGCGAGGAAGUCGGCGCCGACCACCGGCGGAGUGAAGAAGCCCCACCGCUACAGGCCCGGGACGGUGGCGCUGCGUGAGAUCCGCAAGUACCAGAAGAGCACGGAGCUCCUGAUCCGAAAGCUCCCCUUCCAGCGCCUCGUCCGCGAGAUCGCGCAGGACUUCAAGACCGACCUCCGCUUCCAGAGCCACGCCGUCCUCGCCCUCCAGGAGGCCGCUGAGGCCUACCUCGUGGGGCUCUUCGAGGACACCAACCUCUGCGCCAUCCACGCCAAGCGCGUCACCAUCAUGCCCAAGGACAUCCAGCUCGCCCGCCGCAUCCGUGGCGAGCGCGCGUAAGCCACCGCGUCCGUAGCGAUCUGGUUAGGGUAAGGGGGAUCAAGACGACGACGCGGUCAAAACUCGUUGAUCCCCCUCCGCCGCGGCCGCCCGCGUUUUAGAUCUCGUUCUCCGUAGCGUGUAAUAGGGUUUCGUUGGUUAGUGUAAAAACAUGGUUCGGUGAAGUUUGGUGCCGUUCUUUGGAUCUUGCGAUUAAGCACAACAGUGUCAAAAAAGACUUAUUAUUAUCAAUAUUCGUUAUAUGGAUUAUUAGUGAGA